UUAAAAUCCUUUUCAUAGUUUCUUAAAAUAAAGUAUUUGUCAAUUUUAGAAAUCUGCUCUUUAAUUGUUUCCUAAAUUAUGGCGUAUACUCUUAAAAAUAUCUGAUUGGGUAGUCUGAUCAAACAGAGAAACGCGCAUGCGCGCAAAGGCUGGUUCCUUUGGCGGAAGGUUCGUGUGUUUAACCCGCAGAGCAGACCACGUGGAUUUGUUAGUAGUAGUUGUCUGCAGUGGUCAACAUCGUCACAUAUCGGGGUCCCAUCAGCUAUCUAACAGAGGGAUUACUCGAGGAACCUGGUCAUGCCUGUCAUACGUUUCUACAGGAAGGAGGAUGCAGUGGACGGUCGGGUCAUACGCAGGAUCACGCAACUCUUUCCAGAGGUCACCAUCACAACUGAGCUUUGUUAUAAUGUGGAACUAAAUGGGUCCAACUGUUUAAGUGUGGAACAGAAAGAUGUUCUUCGCUGGUUGUUCACUCCCCCUUAUUCUGCUAGCCUUUUAGAGGAGACCAGUCUAAAGCCAGUGGAUGGGGCAAAACUGGUGGAGAUUGGACCCAGGUUGAACUUCUCAACUGCUUGGUCCACAAAUGCUGUGUCCAUUUGCCAAAGUGCAGGCCUGAACCAGGUGACCAGAGUAGAGCUCUCCCACAGGCAUCUCAUCAAGUCACAGAAAGGACACAAUAGUGUACUGAAGGAUGGAGAUAUGGAGAGACUGAUUUGCUGCUUGUAUGACAGUAUGACCCAGUGUGUUUACCCUCAUCCAAUCACAUCGUUUGCUGUUGAUGUUCGACCACAGGAAGUGUUUGAGGUGGACAUUCUAGGAAAGGGUCGUGCUGCCUUGGAGAUGGCCAAUGAUGAACUCGGGUUGGCGUUUGACUCAUGGGAUCUUGACUACUACACUGCUCUUUUCCAAAGGGUGAAAAGAAACCCCACCAGUGUUGAAUGCUUUGAUCUGGCUCAGUCCAACAGCGAGCACAGCCGCCACUGGUUCUUCCGAGGGCGCAUGAUCAUUGAUGGAGAGGAGCAGAAGGAGACCCUCUUCAGUCUUAUUAUGGGCACUCAGCACCAUAGCAACCAGAACAACGUCAUCAAAUUCUGUGACAAUAGCAGUGGUAUCAAAGGUAUGGAGCUGGAGUGUAUGUACCCCACAAACCCUGCGCAGGCCAGUCAGUACGAAACCAGACGGACCACCAGACACGUCAUUUUUACAGCUGAGACUCAUAACUUCCCCACAGGUGUUGCUCCAUUUAGCGGAGCUACCACAGGUACCGGCGGGCGAAUCAGAGACGUGCAGAGCGCUGGUAAAGGUGGUCAUGUGAUCGCAGGGACUGCUGGGUACUGUUUUGGCAACCUCCACAUCCCAGGGUUUGUGCUUCCUUGGGAAGAGGAGGGGUGGGAGUAUCCCUCCAGCUUUGCUCCUCCACUUCAGGUGGCUAUAGAGGCAAGUGAUGGAGCCUCGGAUUAUGGCAAUAAGUUUGGGGAGCCGGUCCUUGCAGGCUUUGCUCGUUCUUUUGGAAUGCGAUUGGCUAAUGGUGAACGACGGGAGUGGAUCAAGCCAAUCAUGUUCAGUGGAGGGUUGGGCUCUAUCGAGGACCAGCAUGUGAAGAAAGAGCAAGCUGAGUCGGGCAUGGAGGUGGUGAAAAUUGGAGGCCCAGUGUACAGAAUUGGUGUUGGUGGAGGUGCUGCCUCUUCCAUACAGGUUCAGGGUGACAACUCAAGUGCCCGAGAUCUAGGGGCUGUUCAGAGAGGAGAUGCUGAAAUGGAGCAGAAGAUGAAUCGGGCUCUAAGGGCCUGCCUGGAGAGAGCGGAAGGAAACCCAAUCUGCAGCAUACAUGAUCAGGGAGCUGGGGGCAAUGGAAAUGUUUUAAAAGAGUUAAGUGAGCCUGCUGGUGCAGUUAUCUAUACCAGCAAGUUUAAGAAAGGUGACCCUACCCUUAGUGUUUUAGAGCUGUGGGGGGCAGAAUAUCAAGAGAGUAAUGCACUUUUACUCCGCCCCUCUGACCGAAGCUUUCUUGAGAGGGUGUGUCAAAGAGAAAAGUGCCCUGUUGACUUUGUGGGCAAAAUCACUGGUGAUGGAAAGAUUGUGCUGGUGGAUGACCUGCAUAAAGAAGCCAAUGGGCUUGAUGGUGGGCGCAAUCCUGUGGAUCUGGAGUUGGAUUGGGUGUUGGGCAAGAUGCCACAAAAGGAGUUCAAGUCGGAUCGCAUGGCCGUCUCUCUGCAGCCUCUCUCUCUCCCAGUUGGUCUCUCUGUUCUUCCAGCUCUGGAGAGAGUCCUCCGACUGCCUGCAGUAGCCAGCAAACGCUACCUCACCAACAAGGUGGAUCGAUCUGUGACGGGUCUGGUUGCCCAGCAACAGUGUGUGGGUCCUCUGCACACGCCGCUUGCUGAUGUAGCUGUUGUUGCUCUGUCUGCGUUCAGCCUCCAGGGUGCAGCCACAGCAAUAGGCGAGCAACCAAUCAAAGGGCUCCUGUCACCAGCAGCCGGGGCUCGCAUGGCUGUAGGAGAAGCUCUUACAAAUUUGGUGUUUGCAAGAGUAUCUGCUCUUAAGGAUGUGAAAUGCAGUGGAAAUUGGAUGUGGGCUGCUAAGCUGCCAGGAGAGGGGGCGUGUCUGUGGGAGGCUUGUCAGGCCAUGUGUGAGGUCAUGGGUCAGCUGGGCGUGGCUGUGGAUGGGGGAAAAGAUUCGCUUAGCAUGGCUGCACGUGUCAGUGGAGAAACUGUUAAAGCCCCAGGCUCCCUGGUUAUCUCUGUGUAUGCUGUGUGUCCUGACAUAACAGCCACUGUGACCCCUGACCUAGACAACCCUGAUGGCAAAGGUGUUUUACUGUAUGUUCCUAUAAGCUCGGGUAAAUACAGGUUGGGUGGCUCUGCUUUAGCACAGUGUUAUGGGCAGCUUGGAGAUUGCAGUCCAGACCUGGAUCAGCCAGACAAGCUUUCUGCUUGCUUCAAUAUCACCCAGACACUGAUUCAGGAUCGACUGCUGACUGCAGGACAUGAUGUCAGUGAUGGAGGACUUAUUUCCUGUCUGCUGGAGAUGGCAUUUGCAGGAAAUCAUGGGAUAGAGGUGGAUUUGCCUUUAGAAGGUGUUCAAGUGAUGGAGGUUCUGUUUUCUGAGGAGCUGGGUUUGGUUUUGGAGGUGUGUGAGAGUAAUGCAUCAAGUGUCUGUCAAAGAUACGCAGAAGCUGGACUGCUCUGUCACAGGAUUGGCACAACCAGUGGUUUUGGACCUGAUGCUAUGGUCAGAGUGAGUCUGCGUGGACAGGAAGUGCUAAAUGAGCGUCUACCCACGCUUAGGGCAUUAUGGGAAAGCACAAGCUUUCAGCUGGAGCGACUUCAGGCUAAUCCGCUUUGUGUCCAAGAGGAAGAAGAAGGGCUUGUUUCUCGCACCCAGCCUUACAUCAAACUCACCUUUGACCCCUCCCAAACACCCAUCAUUAAAGAUCCAGUUUCAGUAAAACCUCGUGUUGCUGUAGUAAGAGAGGAAGGCAGUAAUGGCGAUAGAGAGAUGUCUGCUGCUCUGUUCAUGGCAGGAUUUGAGGUGUGGGAUGUCACAAUGCAGGACCUGUGUUCUGGCUCCACGACCCUUGAUCCUUUCCGAGCUGUGGUUUUCGUUGGUGGUUUUAGCUAUGCAGAUGUGCUUGGGUCAGCUAAAGGAUGGGCUGCCACGGUCACCUUUAACCCCAAGGCUCGAGAGGAGUUUGAGCGCUUCCGUAAUCGUGAUGACACGCUGAGCCUGGGUGUAUGUAACGGAUGUCAGCUUCUGGCUUUGAUGGGCUGGGUGGGUGAAGGAGAGGACGAAGGUGUGACUCUGACUCAUAACAAGUCGGGUCGGUUUGAGUCGAGGUUUGUGAGCGUAAGCAUCUUGCCCUCUCCAGCCAUCAUGCUGAAGGGAAUGGAGGGCUCUGCUCUGGGUGUGUGGGUCGCUCACGGAGAAGGUCUGAUGCAGUUUCGUACACCAAAGGCCCAGCAGAGACUCAUCAAUGCCUCUUUAGCUCCUCUGCGUUAUGUGGAUGAUUCAGGCGACCCCACUGAAGUCUAUCCUAUGAACCCCAAUGGUUCUGCACAUGGUGUGGCUGGCAUCUGCUCGGCAGAUGGGCGCCACCUGGCCAUGAUGCCCCAUCCUGAACGGGCCGUGCUAAGUUGGCAGUGGGCCUGGGCACCUCGGCACCUGAGGGGUUCACUGGAGCCCUCACCAUGGCUUAGUAUGUUCCGUAAUGCAGCAGCGUGGUGCCAGAGUGCAUAGAGAUGGGUGGGGGAAAAUUUGGUAUCGUACGGUUAUGGUCAUUUACACAAACUGGAAAGUACUUUCUGUACUUUCUAAAAGUGGGGGAAUCAAACAGCCAAGAAAUGAAGAGUUGUAACACGUAUUAUGGAUUGACCUAUAAAGAUCUUAGAUUACUUUUUAAUACAGCUAUAGUUUGUUGUAUUAAUGUACUUGGGUAGAAUUAAAGGAAUAGUCUACUCAUUUUCAAUAUUCAAUUAUGUUAUUACCUUAA
Misgurnus anguillicaudatus (oriental weatherfish) is the source of this 4489-nucleotide messenger RNA. It is a transcript of the gene pfas, whose product is annotated as phosphoribosylformylglycinamidine synthase. Lineage: Eukaryota; Metazoa; Chordata; Actinopteri; Cypriniformes; Cobitidae. Gene Ontology annotation, biological process: 'de novo' IMP biosynthetic process. Gene Ontology annotation, cellular component: cytoplasm. The record is from RefSeq and is a predicted model, not a curated record. Gene Ontology annotation, molecular function: phosphoribosylformylglycinamidine synthase activity.